Molecule: messenger RNA, 318 nt
Organism: Triticum turgidum subsp. durum (durum wheat)
Lineage: Eukaryota; Viridiplantae; Streptophyta; Magnoliopsida; Poales; Poaceae
Source: the annotation of a GenBank genome assembly
AUGGUGGAUAUCAUGAAGAAGAGGGACAUGUUUGUUGCGUUUGAAGGUGUACUUAUGAGUGCAAGGGAGCCUCGAGUAUUUGGGUUUGUCCAGUACUUCAAUCCUGGUGAUGCUGCAGAUGAAAAAUACUACAUGGACGGACAGGAUGCGCGCCCAAUGACGUUGUGGAGCUAUCAACUCCCACCCAGAUCGCCACAGGGAACAGCGAAGCAUCCUCCCUUCUCCCUUCCCGUUGCAUCUCCGCCUGGUGGAUUACAACAUCUUUACCUGAUAAACAUGGAAUAUACAAGAGGAAGGAGCAACUGCAGCAAGCAGUGA